Messenger RNA from Malaya genurostris, 6586 nucleotides. It is a transcript of the gene fmt, whose product is annotated as serine/threonine-protein phosphatase 6 regulatory subunit 3-B. The coding region runs from base 1239 to 4223 and encodes 994 amino acids. The record is from RefSeq and is a predicted model, not a curated record. NCBI's taxonomy places the organism in Eukaryota, Metazoa, Arthropoda, Insecta, Diptera, Culicidae. Gene Ontology annotation, cellular component: cytosol; nucleus. The transcript is spliced from 14 exons. Gene Ontology annotation, molecular function: protein phosphatase regulator activity; protein phosphatase binding.
ACAUCGAAAUACCGUCGUCAGCUCGCCAUCAUUGCACUGAAAACCGAGCAGGAGGAGACUGAUCAUACAGGAAAAUAAAGGCCCCUUGGGAAGAUAAUAGACGAGUGUAGUGUUGAAAAUAUACUUACCAACCGCGAUUUUUGAACGCGUAAAAGGAAAUUCCUUUGUAUAGUGAACUUUUGCUAGCACGGCAAUCGCCCUCCAGUCGGAUUUUCAUUGUUUUCUAACCUCAUCCAUUGCAAAAACAAAAAGUAAUAUCGAAUCGAUUUUGCGGUGUGCGUGUGCGGCCGAGUACCGUGGAAAGAAAGGCGAAAAGGGUUUCAUCGCAGAGAGAAGUGAAAAGUUUUUUCUUCGUCGGUCGGAUCGAAUGAAUGGAAGAAAAUAAUGCGUAAACGCGAACAAAUCCCGAAAUCGUGGUGAAAUUUUCGCUACUUUUCCGUAAUACGUAGUGCGUGAGUGAGCGUUUUAAUUAGUGGAACAUUCUGUGAUUGCAUAUCUCCUGAAUUAUUUGCUAUACAUAUUGCAAGCUCUCAGCUUUUUCUAUUCCUAGCCGUAGUGUUUCGGGAGAAAAUUUGGUUGAGCCUCCGCAGCCUUUGUGCCUGCUGCUGUGUUGAAUUUUUAGCAAAACGGAGUUUUCGAGCUCCGAACUGAAACCAGUCGCCUUUAGAAUCGUAAUUAUUCUGCGGUGGUGGUGUGGUUCGGCCUGUCAAUAUCAGCUAGCAACGAUUCUCAAACGGCCAGUAGAGGGCCAUAGGAACCACCAAGGAACGGAACAGAAUUUUGACGAGCAAAAAAAACCAAACCUGCUGCGGAGAAAGUCGAGAAUCAAUCCAUUCUUGUAGCACCCUAUCGGGAAAGGAGCAGCGUUUGAUUUCGUUGGCGGAAUUUGUUUUCCAUUUUUAGUGCUAUCUGUGAUCCUUUAAAGUGCUGUGUUAUCACCAUCAACGUGUUAUAUUGAAAGAAAUUAAAAUUUAAACUAGUUAUAUCAUCAGCGCAAAGUUGUGUGGGACAGUGAGUGUGCGGCGAGAAUAGGAAAGGAAAGGAAAGGAAAGGUGUUCGCGAUUGAGGCAGAAGCUAGAGCUAGUCAUAUUCUUGGCAAACGUCUACAAUCCAAUUUUGUGACGUGCGACGACAGAGCGCAGAGGAAGAAACAUCUGGACAACCGAUCCAGUCGGGAGCAACUAGUAGACGGGAGGACCGCGGCUUACGAGGAGAACAACAACCACACCGUCAUCAUCAUGUUUUGGGACAGUGCAAACUCGUUGUCCAAUAUAGACAGUUUGCUAACGAAGGAGGGACUCACACUCAAAGAUGUGCUUGAGUACGAAGACGUACUGCAGGAAUGCAAAUCCCAAAACACAAAACUGCUUCAAUACUUAAAUCGUACAGAGGUGUUUGACGAACUGAUAGAUCUGAUCAUCCAGGAACCGCCGGCAGAUCUCGAGGAUAACAUUCGCUUCCUGCAUUCCAAUAUGGCAUGCGAGAUACUUACCAGUGACGUACCGUCCUUCAAGACCCAUCUGGUGGAAAAUCAGAACUUUCUGAACAAACUAUACGGCUUUCUGCUUCGAGACCCGCCGCUCAAUCCGCUGCUGACAUCGUUCUUCUGCAAAACGUUCGGGAUGCUCAUAUCAAAACGUAACGAACAAGAUUAUUUCUCUUAUAAGUCAGUGUGCCUACAAGUAUUAGAGUUUAUCAAGUCUAGAAAAGGUUUCCUCACCACAAUGCUGAAGCACUUUGGCAACCAGGUCAUCACCGAUCUGCUGCUAUGUUACAUCACCGAUAUCGAAGACGCCGAGCUCAAAUCGGAACUGCUGGAGUGGCUCAACGAGCAAAAUCUGAUUGCUGAAAUCAUCAACCUGCUGAAGUUACCAGGCGAAACGCAGAAACACUACAACGUCGCACAAUUUUUAAUCGAAUUAAUCAAGAUAGGAAGAUGCAAACGACAAAACGAGAGACAAGACAAAGGCAACUACAAACUCCAGUCCACCUUCAAGCGGAUAGACAAUUUCAAGUCCAAGAUCCUUCCGACUGAGCUGAAGAACGUCAACUUGUUCAAAUUCAACCUCAGCGAGACCGUUCCGACGUUUCUCGGCAAGAUCUCUUCUCACUUUCAAGUAACAUCCGAUCCCAUUCUGGAUACCCUCGAGGGCGAAUCCAUCACCCAAAUGCUGCUGGACAUCAUACUUAAGGAAAAUAUAGAAGAAAGCGCCAUCGUGGCCGGAAUCCGGAUCAUACUGCGACUACUGGAGAAUACGAUCAUACAAGAGCCGGUCUCCGAUACUGCUCUCCAGAUGGUUAUCGACGCCGAAAAGGAGCAUCACGACACCGUUGUGCUGCGCUUAGUCAAUGUCAUAUACCCGAGAAUAAAUGAGUUAAUUCACAUUUUAAAAAAUCCGCCUCAGAAACCCGACAUUAUUACCACAGUUGGCGUACUUUCACCACCUCUAGGAAACGUGAGACUUCAGAUUUGUAAUUUAUUUACAGUAUUAAUAGAAACCGAGAACAGUGAUGUUAUCAGGACAAUAUGCGGAACAGAUUUUUAUAAUACAUUGCUCAAUCUUUUUAAGCAAUAUUGUUGGAACAACUUUUUGCACAGUCAGGUCAAGGUGUGCGUAAACUACGCCAUACAGGCGUUCGACCAGAAGGAAGGCGAUGCAACGCUGCUUGUUUCGGAUUUGCAGCGGCAUAUCAUAUACGACUACAAGCUUCCUCGUCUGCUAGUUGAACUGUGGAUCCACAACGAGAUGCAAGAGCCAGAGCCAAUCGUAGAAGGAAAGACGCCAAAAAAGUGCCGCCGGCUCGGUUACAUGGGUCACUUGAUCGAAAUGCUCGAGAUGCUCGUCUCCAGCAUGCGAUCAUCGAAUGAGUUAUGUGCCUUAAUCAAACUGUCCUUCGUAGGAACGAACAGAGGCACCUUUUACCGUUUUCGCGAUCUGGUUAAACAAAAUGGUGAACUGGGCUCUAUAGUAAAAUUGCAAAAGCGUUUCUUGGCUGACACUGAUCCAUAUCAAAUGAAAGACUACACAUCCGACGUUACUAUUUUCUCCAAGGAUACAUUACAAUUGGAUUUCGAUCCUUCGGCGAUAUCACCGAUAGCUUGGGAAUUGGAAGUGAGGGAAAUAAACGAAAGAAUCUUACAUUUUACAUUAGACAACGAGGAGAGCAGUAGUCAAACUUUCCCGAAAGAACUGGAAAGCGAAAUGAAUACUCUUACCUACAAAGAUACUUGGCCUUUGACCGAAGAUACUGGAACCGCUGAAUCGUCCGAUCCGUGGGGUAUGGGGGAAGGGACGGAGAGUAUUGAACCGAGUGCAGACGGAAUAACCGAUGCAUGGGCUGAUUUCGGAUCCGAUGGUUUUGCUGAUUUUGAUUCGCACUUUUCACAAAUCCAGUCUGAGGGUGGUUUCGGUAGUGAUGUACCAUUCGAUAGUAACGUAAAUAAUGCCUUCAGUAGCUUUACCGAUGGAAGCGAGAAUGUAUUUGCCCCCGGUAGUAUGGAUCUGGAUCCGUUGGGUGAUUUGAGCUUUCUAGUUACUGGUGGUAAUGUCGCAUUAGAUGCAGCACCAGAAAGCGUAGCACGAAUCGAAGCAAACGAUAGCGUUAGCAGUGAACCGGAAGGUGAGAAAAAUAGUAAUGUUGUAGCAAACGAUGUGCCAUUAUCCGUACUCAUUACGGACGAGACUAGUACAAGUAGUCAACAGUUGAUUCCACUGGCGGAGAACAAUGGAACUGAAUUGGAAGACAGCGCAUGUACUACAACAACCAGUAGCUCAAAAGAUGACUCCAUAGCAAUGACACAGCAGCCUUCGCAAGCAGAUGCCUCAACGAUCGAGUUUGUUGAUGUUACCUCAAAUGGACCGAUAAGCAUAGGUGAUAAUUUACAGUUUGAAGACGCUUCAAAGACUGCGGAAUCGGAUAGUGCCCUUUCCGAAAUCCUAGCUACUAGCCUAGCCCAAAUCUGCUUGGAAAGCAAUAGUGACGUACCGGCAGUAGAAACGUCAACAGCCCAGACAGCGACCAAGACUUCUAACCUCGUAAUAGUAGCGGAAACCACCAACGAUAGUAGCAGUAACUGUAGAGCAAGUGACAGUGACAGCACCAGCAACGCAGAGAUCCUAACCUCGUCAAUUGAUCCAUCGAAACUUCCGGCCGAAGUGUUCCACCAGCAACAGCAGCCACAACCACCACCAACUGUGCCAUUAGAGAAUGGAUCAGUAUAAAUUAUUAGCAGAAUAGUGAGAAAAAAAAGAAACAUGUAUAAUCGGUCUAGUAUCAGGCGGAUUGUAAAGUUGCGGACAAAAGCCACAAAAAAAACACACACACAUGACAAUGAGAGGCUUCAGAAGCGACACUCAUUGAGUGAAUGAAAACGGAAUGAAUUUUGGACGAACAGUGAACUGAUUAGUGAGUCUGGUUAUUAUAGAAGUUUUAGGAAAAGGCGCUUACCCGCAGAAAAAAAUGCAAAUCUUAAAGCAAAAAUAAUAUUUUAUCGAACGUAUAUUUGUACCGAUUCCGUGAGACUGUUGGUCUUACAAAUACCUACAUAGGAAAAUUCUCACUGAAGCAUGGUCCAACCCCUUUUCCGUUAAGUCCCAGAAAACCAGCUGCUGCGAUAGAAUUGGCAAGCGCAACUGAUGAUGCGUGGCAUGGUGCUGAAAAGUUUAGAUCGAUUUAGUCUCUCCGUAGCUUUGGAAGCGAACCAAAAAUUAUAAUAUUUUAUAAAAAUUUCAUUAUAUUAUCUCUGUGCCUGCUUUGUACCUAACAAUGGAAGAAAGCCUACUCAUCUGCCCUAAGAAGGAGGUGGUCACCGACACGAUUUUUGGUAUAACCGACAGCAAUCGGAUGAAAUGCUCCUAGAAAAGUAAGUUUGUUUUUGGUAGUCAUUUUGGACCUUAGAUUCGGACAAUUUUGUUGUUGUUGUAGAUUAUUUACUAAUCUGCAAGGCUGAAAAAGUUUUCACCGCAGUCAGUUGGGUCUUUGAGCUUGAAACAUCAUAUUUUUACGCAAGGUAUACAAACUCUAAAUGACAAAAGAAAUGGUUAAGAAAAAGGUUGUUGAUUUAAUCUGUGUUAUUUUUUUUCGGUGAACCCUGUAUCUUAUUAACAGUUUAAAAAUAUUGUUUCUUCCUAAUGGAAUCCGUUCCUCAAAAACCAGAAAAACUGUCCGUUAUUUUCUUUUGUCCGACUUAAUGAUUUUACUGGAAGUGUCCUUCGCGUAUGCAAAUAUUCGCCCUUCUCCAUGCCCUUUUCGAGUCGAAAACAGAGACGAAAAGAUAGGGAACUGCUUCGUCGAUUACCGAACUGCUGAGCCAAAAGACAAACCACACGGGGGUCUGGUGGUGGCGACGGCGACGUAGACGGCCAAUACCGAAUAGUUCAUUAGAAAAUGUAAAUUAAUUAUGUAUUGCAAAUUGGAAAAAACAUGCCUCGUCCAAGCAAAAAAUAGCAAUUUAGUUACUAUUAAAACAUUUAUUAAUUGUAUUUUGUUUAUUGUUUUUCUUUUUUCUUAUGAUUUAAUUAAAUUUAGACAAAGCAAAAAAAGGAAACAAAAAAUUGUGAACUCAAUGUAUUUUAUGCAUAAAUAAGCCAAAAAACGCAGGAACUGUUAGGUAUGAGUAAAAUGGAUGAGAAUGCAAUUCAGUGUUGCGAUGUUUCUUUAACUGUUGGAAAUAAAUAUAUCACAGCAAACAACGAUAGAAUCCAAGAAUGGACGAGACCGAACAAGAGAGAAAGAGUGAGCAAAACAAAACAAAAAAAAAACAAACAAAGCUUCCGCCAAAACGAAAAUGAAGAAAAUUUACAAGUGAAAUGUACGAGUUUAUUAGCACUAAUUUUCCAUUAAAAUAAGCUCUCCAGUGUGAGUUGGAAAAAAAAGAAAUCAAGGGGCAGGAUGAAUGAUGAGCGAUAUGGAAAAAAAAACGUAACGUUAAAUUUUUUUCUUCAAUCUUCAAUAAGUUAAGUUAAUCCUUCAUCGUUUGUUUGAUUAUGAUGACCAGCAGUGUUUGUAAUAAUAUUUGUGUUAAUGUUCUUUAGUACAAUAAGAAAUUGACGAAAGCUUAUAAGAAUUUUCCAUUCUACUUUCCUUUCUAUUAUUUGUAUUUUUCUUUCUUCUCAUUACAAGAUUUCGGUAGUGCUUAUUUUAUGUUCCAAAUUGUUGCUUAUUUUGUACAAGUUUCCAAGUUCCUUCAAUUUUCCGCUCAGAACUAGUACGAGAGAAAAAUCGAAUGUUUGAACAUAUCUCGCUCGCUGUGCAUACGAUUUCGUUUUUGUUCAAUAUUAUUUAACUAGAAUACUGUUGUUGAUACUGCUGGAACUACGUAAAGUGAAUGCGACAGUAGAAGAAAUAAUCGGAAAAAAACCAUUUCAGUGAUAGCAUUAGAACUUUAAAGGCAGAUUAAGAACAGAAAGUCACUCAUACACUCACAUUCAUUGAUAUACAAAAAAAAAUACACACAAGGUCACACACAAACACAAAACAAAUACGCAUUUCUCGCUAGAUGAGAUAUGAUAAACAAAAAUGGUGCAAUGUUCUGAUAUAUAUAUAUAUAUAUAUAUAUAUAUAUAUAUAUAUAUAUAUAUAUAUA